AUGUACAUAUUAGAUGCAAUGAAUCUUGCAAUUUCAGCAUGGACUAUGGAUGUUCGUGCAAAUACAAUUGCGAACUGCUUUCGUUAUUGUAAACUUCAAUCAACAGAUAACAUGACUUUUGAGAACUCAGAUGAAGGUGGUGAAAGCACUCAAGAACUCCAGAAUUUGAUCAAAGAGUUGGGUUAUCGCAAUGCAAUGGAUGUCGAAGAUGUUCUGACUCACCCAGAAGAAAAUGUAGUUGCACAAUUGUUGACUGAUGAAGAAAUUAUUGAAAGCGUUAUUGGAAUUAAUAAAGAUGAUAUCGAUGAAGAAGAUGAUGAAAGUUCUACAAUGGAGCCCCCUUCGCGAAACGAAGCUAUUAAAGCGGCAAUCACAUUGAACAAUUUCUUGUUGAGCUAUGAGAAAACAACACCAGAAGAGAAGAGGGAGGUCGUCGGACGGCGAGGAGAAGAGGGAGGUCGCCGGACAACUGGUCGGAGGAGGAGGAGGAGCGGCGGCGAGGAGAAGAAGGCUGAUAUUUUAAGCGUAUAUGAUGGAGGAGUAUAUUUGAGUUUUUGUGAAGAUGUUUGA
This is a messenger RNA of Helianthus annuus (common sunflower), 570 nucleotides long. RefSeq lists its product as uncharacterized. NCBI's taxonomy places the organism in Eukaryota, Viridiplantae, Streptophyta, Magnoliopsida, Asterales, Asteraceae. The record is from RefSeq and is a predicted model, not a curated record. Bases 1 to 570 code for a protein of 189 amino acids. The transcript has 2 exons.